Molecule: messenger RNA, 2336 nt
Organism: Ylistrum balloti
Lineage: Eukaryota; Metazoa; Mollusca; Bivalvia; Pectinida; Pectinidae
Product: cilia- and flagella-associated protein 99-like
Exons: 19
Coding region: 1-2031 (676 amino acids)
Source: RefSeq, a predicted model, not a curated record
AUGGCGAGCCUUAGCCAUGGUCAGCUGUUGGUGCAUGCAGUCCGAGUGCUGGACACAUACAAUAGAGACAUGCAGUCAGUUGAAGAGCAUGUUAACAAAUACCUCAAGCAACAAAAGGUAUAUGAUGAUGGGGACCAAACAUUCAUAGUGGAAGUCUUUUCAAAUUGUAUCCGUUACUGGGAUCUCAUGAGAGUCAUAACAGAUGGAUUUUUUGUGAAAGAUGGGAAAAAUGUACUUCGGUCAGAAGAAAACUUGUACAUAGUAACUAGUUACCUGGCAUUCUUUAGGCUGGAUGAGUUGGGUGUGGCACACUUCAGAAAAUUUGUCAGUGCUCAGGAUAUCAACAAAAUGUAUAGAUUUCUUAAUUUUUGCCUGAAUGAGAGGAAUUUACUUACAUGGAUGAAGGAUGGCUGGGAGAAGUUUUAUGAACAUACUUUUGUACAAACAAACAUCUUGUCUCCAAUACAGAGAUGGAUGCCAGAACUUCAAGAAAUGUUGAGUCAUAUGAAAGCCAAAAUAGACAACAAACUUAAACCUAGGCGAAAAACCACACCUAAAACAGAAACUAAGCCUUUUGACAUCACACAGCCUAGACCAAGAAGUAUCCCAAUACCAGAACCAAUUCCAAAACUUCACAAACAUAAGCCUCCUCCCCGUUCACUGUAUGAUGAUCCAGAAGAAUUUGAUGUCCUCAAGAGGAACAGGGAUGUUAAUAGGAGAAGAGCAGAGGAGAGGCUAAUGGAAGCUUCCCGCAUUCAGUUUGCCUGUGCAAAUCCAGAAAAGUCGGACAAGACAAAAGAAAUAUGGAACAACAUUAUCAGUGAGGAAGAAAGUAAACUGGACUUUGAGAGACACAGAGCGAAACCAACACCAUCAUUCCUGUCUACAGCCGCCACUUUAAUGAAAUCAGAACGUGGUGUGACCCGUCGCCGGGUUCGAGCGAUUAGUAAAGAAGUUCCAUUUAAGAUGAAUACCACUGCCAUUCUGAGGGAAGGGCACCUGUACUCACAGAGAGAAGAGAAAGAAAUCAAAUGGUUGGAAAAUUUGGAAGCUGGGGCAAAGGAUAAAAGUGAAUUUGAAAAAUGGCAAAACAAAAUGAAAACACAAGACCUUGAACAGGAAUUAGCUGCCAUUGAACGGCGUCGAUUGGAAGGAAAACUGAGCCAUGAAGAGGCUAUUCUGGCACGACAGAAUGUCAUUCGGUCAAACAAACAAAAGGUUCUCAGUCACCGAGAGGAGACAAAGAAAAUGUUUGAUGAAUAUCUGCAGCAGAAGUUUAAGGAAGAACAGGAAGUGAGACUGUUAGUGGAACAGACAUUACAGGGCCAUAGAAAUGCAAAAGAUGCCACGAAGAAAAUACAAGAAAUCAAGAGAAAAAUUGUUCAGGAUGUAAAUGAGGAGAGUCGUGAUCUGAUGAAACAGGCCAUAGAGGAGGCAGAAGCUGAUAUGAGGAGGCGAAUGGAAUUAAUUCACCAGAUCCGUGCUAUGGAGGCUGUUCCAAUCAUUCGGCAAAAGUUUGUUGACCUCACUGCGACCUCUGGUCAUGGACUACUCAGUGAAAUGUCAAUCGCAGAGCUCCGUGAACGUAUGUCUUUACUGAAGACAGCUGAGGAGGAAUUAGAGGAACAAAGAAGAGAUGAUAUUUUAGCCACAAAACAGGCAAAAGACCAGAAACUUCUUGACACAUUGGAGACCAUUUCACGUCAUCGCCUGGAGCAGACCAAGUCAGCAGCCAUUAAGUUUGAGAAGCGUAAGAAAGGGGAGCCUCGACCACUUCAGGUUAAGGAUGAAAAACUCACGGAGUUGGAGCGGAGGUUGGAGGAACGUAAAGCUAUGAGGAAACGUGAACAACAGAGUGCAAAGAUCACUGCUAGUCGCACAGCUGCAAACCGAACUCAGAACCUCAUAAGUCAGAAGAAAGCACUAGAGGAAAAUCGCUGGAAAGAACUGGAAAUGACUCGAGAACGUACAGCUAGAAUUAUGAAUGAUGGACUCCAGAGUAAAUCUGCAAACAGACUAGCAGUUAUGUGAUAAAACAAAUGCACACUUUAUAUCUAUAUAUAUCACAGUAUAUUAAGAAAGUCCUCCUCAUUCUGGUUUUAGAUCAUGUACUGGCCAUAUAUGGGAUACAUUGUCACAUGAUCAAACAUCCUGUGUUAUCCGUUAUUGAUCUUGCCAAAUGCAGCUGAUACAUAGAAGAGCACAGACUGCACCAUGGCUCAAUUCAUAGUGCAGCCCAUACUAGAGGACCAACACAAUUAAAAUAUUUUGAAGAAGUUUUAAUAGACCACAUGUUACCGAAAGGUGACAUUCAAUACAUAAUACAGUAUUAUCAA